AUGGGCACGGACCAUGUGAGGAAAGGUGCACGAAUAACGAAGGAUCCUUCUUUUGCUCGUGUUCUCAAGGCCACUUCCUCAUGCCGGACUCUACUUCCUGUGGGGACUCUAUCAGCCGGUUUAAUCAUACGCCUCACACGUAUAUCCGAUACCACGACGAUAGGGUUGUUCAGAAAAUUGCAGUGCCUGAAGACUGUGCUACGGAAUGCAUGGAGGAAGCAGAUUUCUAUUGCCGAUCCUUUGACUGGGAACCUGGCAAAAAGACAUGUCACUUAAGCAAGGAAAAUAGCCACACAACGCCACUAGAAAAUGAUCACCAUGUGGACCUUUUUACUUUCUAUGAACGGACUACUACAACAGACCAAAGGAAAUUUACUCAGAGUUUUAAAAAAGCCCCGAGUCUUUUCUCCGGCCAUUAUUACACUUCCUACACGGAGGCACAAUGUGAAGAGAGCUGCCUCCAUGUUGAUGACUUCAUCUGCCUGUCGUUCACGUAUGGAGUCACGAACACGGAUAAUGGACGGAAACACCGAUGCUACCUCAGCCCUUACGAUUCAAGUGGACAAAACAUAGUGGACAACGGCGAUUUCGACUACUUUGAAAUAAAAAAAUGCCGCGUCGUAGGAUUUUGGGGUUUGUCAUGUGAUAACGAGUGCCACUGUGUUGACACACACUGCCAUCCCAUUAAUGGCCGUUGUAUUCAUGGAUGCGCGGCAGGAUGGGAUGGGGAUUCGUGUAACAAUGAUAUUAAUGAGUGCGAAACGAAUAAUGGUGGGUGCAGUCAUGAGUGCCGUAACGAACAGGGGAGUUACCAGUGCCUCUGCGCACCAGGAUAUCAGCUAGCACCUGAUGGUUUCCGCUGUUUUGAUGUAGACGAGUGCCAAACAAAUAAUGCAGGGUGUCAACAGACAUGCAUCAAUACGCUUGGAAGCUACGAGUGUGGCUGCUAUAAUGGGUUUGUCUUGGAUCCGGCUGACCAACACACGUGUACAGCCUCGCAGUGUCCGAUGCUUCCUUCGGUACAUAACGGCAUGUUAAUGCCACAGUCUGUAUGUGAAGCAUCCGCUUGGCUACCGGUAAACACAACAUGCUCGUACCAGUGUUCAUCUGGAUAUGAACUUGAAGGAGAAAGCAAUCGUGUAUGUCAGCUUGGUGGAAAUUGGACUGACAACUCCCAACCAAUAUGUAGAGCCGUGCGAUGUAGCCCUCUGUUAAGGCCCACCAACGGCGAUGUCAUUCCGGAGACCUGCUACAAUGGUCAACCAGAAUACGGUGGUCCAGGAUGCAUAUUCAUAUGUGACCCUGGCUAUACUCUAAACGGAAGUCAGAUCCUAGAAUGCACGGCACUAAAGGAAUGGUCGUUUGCUCAACCGACAUGUGUUCAAGAUCAAACUGCACCGUACAUCUCCUGCCCUGGCAGAGUGACGGUUGAUUUACCACUCGACACAAACUCCACGACAGUGAACAUUCCUACCCCUACAACUGACGGUUCAAGACUGACAGCUAACAUCACACUUUCAGUCGACGGAUCUGCAGUAUUUCCCGCCGGACGCACAGUUGUUGCAUUUGUAGCUGACAACGGGGAUGGAACUCUUUCCUCUACUUGUACAGUUCAAGUGGAUGUGCUAGACAAACAAGCACCUGUCGUCAGUGGCUGUCCAGCAGACGUUAUCGAGAUAUUUACGGAGCAACGUUACGUCACCUCAGUUAUUUGGGAUGAACCGCAGUUCCACGAUAACGUCGGGAUUUCAGAUAUAUGGAAAGCUCUGCAACCUGGUGGAACCCUGACGUGGGGCCUGUACAAUGUAAGGUACACAGCUUGGGACGCUGCCGGUAAUUCUGCGGACUGUAGUUUUGUUCUCCAUAUUCAGCCAAAAACAUGUGGAGACCCCAUCGGCCCGCGCAACGGGAACGCCAACUGUAUGUCUUGGUUGUAUGGUUUGUUCUGCCAGCCUACAUGCAACGCUGGACUGAUUUUUAUUGAGGACCCCGCCAUGACCUAUGUCUGUGGGGCUCAGGCUGAAUGGAACCCGUCGAGAUACAUACCAGAUUGUGUGGGUCAUGUGUUAAAGACCGCGGAUGCCCCUUGUCCAUCUGGAACCAUUGAAAGGCUACAAGGCGCAGAACUACACUGCGCGAACUGUCCUCUCGGCAUGAAAGAAGACGGUGGAAAUUGUGUCAAAUGUGAUGUUGGCUAUUAUCAAGAUACCGAGGGACAAACAGUGUGUAACCGUUGCGCAGAUAAUACAACAACUGCCGAAACUGGGGCAACUACUGCAGACGAUUGCCAAAAUCCUUGCAAUGAGGGCUCAUUCUCAACCACUGGCCUUGGUCCAAAUUGCACUUUGUGCCCGACUGGGUUUUAUCAGUCAAUGAAAGGGCAAGUAAAGUGCGAAGGUUGUCCUGACGGAGCAAACACGACCUCUGAGGGCAGCACGUCUGAGGUGGACUGUCUGAAGACCGCUGUCAUCAUAAGAAUGACACCAGAUUCUCCACAUGCCGCUUACGUUGGAAGUGACAUUAACAUCGCAUGCUACGUACAAGGGAACCGUCUUCCUUCCCGCAUCUGGUGGAAGAAAAGAAGCUAUGGAGGUGACGAGCAGGACAUUACAGCAGCAUCCUACAGCUUCCACUUUGAUACAGCAGAGUCAGCUCAGAUUCUCCACAUCACCCAGGCGACAGUGGAUGACAGUGGCUCUUACCAGUGCUAUGUGUCCAAUCACCCGGUUGGAGACGCUCAGGAUAUGAAGGAAGUUGAUGUGCACAUUCUCCCAAACUAUACCGGUUAAACGACAUCAUUUGUGAGUGGUGUACGGAGCAACGUAUGGAGACAAACAUUGGCCAGCUGUAGUUUAAUAGUAGAAAGCAAUGCCAUUUUUACGUUUGAGUUUACUUGAAGUAAUAAGUGGAGCCUGUUUAAAGUGCCUUUGAACCAAGUAGACAUGUAAAAUCUAAAAUGAUUCAAUAAAUUGAUUAACACUGACUUUAUUCUAUGAAAAACAAACAAUGCAGGACCUAACUCAGUAAGUGUAGUAAUGAAAUAUUACUUCUUUAUUUUAAAUAAUGCGUAAUGGGAUAGAUUUUUGUGAAAAUGUUUUAUUCUAGUAUAGGAAGAGAGUGAUAAAAAUUUAGUCGUAUUUUCUAACGUAUCGUUGUGUUUGACUUGAGCCUUGAACAGGGACAUUAUAAGACAGGAGACAACGUCUAUGCAAUUUUAGAUUUUUGUUGUGUUUUAAGUGGUAGUAAGUGCUUGUCAUGGUGUUGUCAUGAUUUUAAACUGGAUUUAUGAUCUUUGAUAUAUAUCGGAAUUAGCAAUAAAUAUACUGAUAUCAACUUGG
Branchiostoma belcheri (Belcher's lancelet) is the source of this 3338-nucleotide messenger RNA. Its product is annotated as sushi, von Willebrand factor type A, EGF and pentraxin domain-containing protein 1-like. Gene Ontology annotation, cellular component: cell surface. The record is from RefSeq and is a predicted model, not a curated record. Gene Ontology annotation, molecular function: calcium ion binding. The transcript has 18 exons. Gene Ontology annotation, biological process: signal transduction. Lineage: Eukaryota; Metazoa; Chordata; Leptocardii; Amphioxiformes; Branchiostomatidae. Bases 81 to 2789 code for a protein of 902 amino acids.